Messenger RNA from Phialemonium atrogriseum, 1882 nucleotides. RefSeq names its product putative glycoside hydrolase. Gene Ontology annotation, biological process: carbohydrate metabolic process; fungal-type cell wall organization. Bases 350 to 1483 code for a protein of 377 amino acids. The record is from RefSeq and is a predicted model, not a curated record. Gene Ontology annotation, cellular component: fungal-type cell wall. Gene Ontology annotation, molecular function: glycosyltransferase activity; hydrolase activity, hydrolyzing O-glycosyl compounds. The transcript has 2 exons. Lineage: Eukaryota; Fungi; Ascomycota; Sordariomycetes; Cephalothecales; Cephalothecaceae.
CCGACGAUUUGACGACGCGUUGGCUUGCCAUUCGCCAAUUAUCCAAUUAUGCACUCCAUACUUGCUGUAGGUCAUCUCCGACGUAGACCUGUGACGAUGGUCGGAGGUUGGUAGAUAUUCUCUCUCUUUUGGCAUUUACCCUUUAAGAAUGAUAAAGGCGUUCAUGCACCGUCUUACCGAGUCCCAAGAUCCGCUUCAUUUAGCGUUACAUCCCGUUCCCUGUAUCUGCUCGUUGUCUUAAAAACUAGAACUCUGUAUUAUUACAGGGCACUAGAGGGGGAACUGUCUCAACUUGCAAUCUUGCUUCUUCUCUCUAGUCGUCUGCUUGCUCAACUCCGACAGUAUCAGCAUGGUACGUUCAAGAUCAUGGAGAGCUGCCGCGGCAGCAGUUCUACUGAUGACGACUACGGUAUCGGCACAGACCUGGUCGUCAUGUAACCCACUAUACUCCACCGAUUGCCCCCCAGAUGCGGCACUGGGCAUGUCGAUCCACGUCGACUUCACCCAAGGAUCGGUCAAUUCCUUCGUUGCGAGCGGCGGAACGCCCAAAUACGACUCGGCCGGCGUCGAGUUCACGGUCGCGAACCCGGGCGACGCGCCGCAGCUCACGAGCCUGUUCUACAUCAUGUUUGGCCGGGUCGAGUUCACGAUGAAAUCCGCGCCGGGAGCCGGCAUCGUCAGCUCGCUCGUCCUGCAGUCCGACGACCUGGACGAGAUAGACAUGGAGUGGCUCGGGGCGGAUGGCGCCCAGGUCCAGACCAACUACUUCGGCAAAGGCCAGACCACGUCGUACAACCGCGGCGAGUUCAACCCGGCAGCCAACAACCAGGGCGGCUUCAUCAAGUACACCAUCGACUGGACCCCCGACCGCAUCGUGUGGUCCGUCGGGGGCACCGUGAUACGGACUCUCCAGUACAACGACGCCGACGGCCAAUACCCCCAGACGCCGAUGCAAGUCAAGUUCGGUUCCUGGGCGGGUGGCGACCCGUCAAACCCCCCCGGCACGAUCGAGUGGGCCCAAGGGCCGACGGACUACUCAAAGGGCCCAUUCACCAUGACCGUCCAGUCCGUCUCCAUAACCGACUACUCGACAGGCGAAUCGUACAAGUACGGCGACACCUCGGGCACCUGGGAGUCGAUCAUCGCCAACGGCGGCGCCGUCAACGGCAACCCGGACAAGGGGGGCGGCGGGCCGACCGUGACCGCCAGCGCCGCCAGCCCGACGGGCCUCUCGCCGACCGUCCCCGCCGGCGGCAUCGGCAGGGGCGACACCGCCACCCAGACCGGCUGGCCCUGGGUCAAGGCGUCCGGCACGGCCCCGCCCAACGCCAUCCCCAGCGGCUGGAGGAUGACCCCCGACGGCAAGAUCGUCCCCAUCAACGGCGGCCCCGGUCCCGCCGCCGGAGCCCCGAACUUGCUGCUCGCCGCGUCACCGCUCGCCGUCGGGAUCCUCGGCGCCGUCGUCGGCUGCUGGCUUUUGUGAUGUCAUGGGCUGGUCGCAGGGGGCGGGGCCCAAAAACACACAAUGGGAUAUGUAAAGGAGGACUGUACAUGAUUUUUGCAUUGCGUUUGGAGGACCAGGCUUUUUUCUUCUUCUUAUUCCCUUUCCUCUUGGCAGGGCUUGUAGAGUUAUACCCUCCUGUGCACGGAUAGAACAGCUCACAGCAGCAGGCGUUGGGAGGUAGUUCGCGGCGAACGGGCUAGGAUGCAAAUAGAUGGAUAGAUUUGAGAUGUCACGACUCCCACGGAGGUUGACGUCGGAUGAUGAUUCGGAGAACGGCAGGCGGACGGAUGGAUAGGUAUAUAAUAAUCACGAGUCCGCUGUUGUCAUGCACUCACCCGAGCAAAUAAUUGACUCCAACAAUAAAGUCGCAGUCACCAA